Messenger RNA from Daphnia magna, 1127 nucleotides. RefSeq names its product synaptobrevin homolog YKT6 (gene Ykt6). Gene Ontology annotation, biological process: endoplasmic reticulum to Golgi vesicle-mediated transport. The coding region runs from base 151 to 753 and encodes 200 amino acids. Lineage: Eukaryota; Metazoa; Arthropoda; Branchiopoda; Diplostraca; Daphniidae. The transcript is spliced from 4 exons. Gene Ontology annotation, molecular function: SNAP receptor activity. Gene Ontology annotation, cellular component: Golgi apparatus. The record is from RefSeq and is a predicted model, not a curated record.
UUUUUGCAGACUUCUCGGUUAUCGGAUUUAAGCGCUUUUGAAGUACAUCUUAAGUCGUCUUUUUGUAGUCAAAAGCUUCAACGAAAGCCUUUGUAUAUCAGUCAAUAGUGAUUAUUUCACGGUUAAAUAGUUUCUAAUCAAUCUAGAAAAAUGGUAAGGCUUUAUUCUUUAGCGGUUUUACAUCGCAACGAACAAGGCUCGCCGCAACUUCUUAAAGCUGCCUACGAUCUUUCAAGUUUUGGAUUUUUUCAAAGAAGCAGCGUCCAAGAAUUUAUGGCUUUUACAGCUAAGAUUUUGACAGAGAGGACAAAUGCAGCUUCUAGACAAUCGGUGAAACAAGGAGAAUACAUGUGUCACAUUUAUGUCAGAGGUGAUGGGCUCUGUUGUGUAUUGACAGCAGAUCAUGAAUAUCCACAGAGGGUGGCUCAUACAUUGUUAACCAAAGUGCUUGAUGAUUUUGCUGCACGUGUGGAAUCAUCCCUUUGGUCAGAAGGGAAUGCAGCUUGCGCAGCUUAUUCUGGAUUGGAGGCCUCUUUGGCAAAGUAUCAAAACCCCAGAGAAGCUGAUGCUCUAACCAAAGUUCAAGAAGAAUUAGAUGAGACCAAGAUUAUUUUGCAUAACACAAUUGAAGCAGUGUUGCAAAGAGGUGAAAAACUUGAUGAUCUUGUUUCAAAAUCCCAAGGUCUGAGUGAUGCAUCAAAAAUGUUCUAUAAGACAGCUAGGAAAACAAACUCAUGUUGCAAUUUCGGGUAAUCGUCAAAUGGUUUAUGAAAAAUGAGAUUACAUUCUGGGUCUGGCACUGUUAUAAUUAACGUUCUUUUAAAGACGGUAAAAAUUCACAUUCCCGAAUGGUUGAAAGACACGGUACGGUUAUAAAUUCAUUUUUAACUUUUGAAGGGUGCCCAAUAAUUGUCAACUUUUCCUGUCACUCUCUUUUUCGUUUCCACAACUGCACCCAUUCAUUUAGUUUCUCAUAAAUGUAUCGUACUGUGAAUGAUUAUGUGACUAAUGUUAUUAGGUAUUCGCUGAUUUUUCAUGGAUUUAUGUUUGUAUGAUCUUGAUUUUCAAUACUUGCAACAUCUGUGUCGCGAGCCCAUCGAUGUAAAAGAAAUAAACUCUUAACCAUU